This is a messenger RNA of Drosophila busckii, 4692 nucleotides long. Its product is annotated as transcriptional regulator ATRX homolog. NCBI's taxonomy places the organism in Eukaryota, Metazoa, Arthropoda, Insecta, Diptera, Drosophilidae. The record is from RefSeq and is a predicted model, not a curated record. Bases 178 to 4212 code for a protein of 1344 amino acids. Gene Ontology annotation, cellular component: nucleus. Gene Ontology annotation, molecular function: ATP binding; ATP-dependent chromatin remodeler activity; ATP hydrolysis activity. The transcript is spliced from 4 exons.
CUGCAAAUACUCUUUUUUCUCAAGUGCUAUUGAUUGUGAUUGAUUUAAGCAUUAAUUAUUUAUAAUUCAUCUAUAAGGUAGAUCCGAACGGCUGUUAAAAUGCAUACAAUACAAAUUUGCAAUAGUUUUGUUUGAAAUUGCAACGCAACGAAGAGGAGCAACAAUACUCUGUUACCUAUGGGAGAGGAAAAGUCGGAAUCUCGGGAGACAUUAGCUGCAACUUCUUUGAUCAAUCAAGCGGACGUCGACGUCGACUGCGACCCCAGCGUCGGCAGCGACAACAGCAACAGCAACGACGAGAACCCAAAAAGCACAACAACAAGACAAACCAAGCAAGCAGAGACAAACGAAACGAGCGACGAUGUCAAAGAGAACAACUCAACAAAAACAAAUGAAGCGAGCAGCAACAGCACAAGCAACCAAAGCAAUGGUAUUAACGGAAAUAAAGCAGUAGUAGCUAAUACGCUAAACGACGCCGGCAGCAGCUGCGAAGAGCAAACUACCGUUACAAUCAAGCCAGAAUUUAAGAUAAGCAUUGUGCCGCUGGAAAAAUUGCUGGCGCAGCCAAGUAUCAAUACAUCAAUAUUGGCAAAAAACGCAAGCAUCCACAAUAACAACAGCAGCAUCAACAACAACAGCGAGAAAUCAAGAAGACCUAGCGUCUCUGUUCUGCCAGCGCGCAGCACUCGCAACAAAAACGUUUCCAUUAUCGAGCUAAGCGAAAGCGAGUACGAAUCUGCGGAUGAAGUGGUUCUUGUAAAUCCCGCAGCGCGACGUUUACGUUUACGUGUAACGCGUACUGUCUCAACUUCGUCGUCUCUCUCAAGCAAAGCGACAAGUGAAGGAAACGCCAAGAGAGCACAUCGUACCAAACAAAGUCAACUCCACCAGCUGCUGCAAGACAGUGACAAGGAAGAGGGACAGCAAAAGAGAUCAACGCCAAAGCUUAGGCACUGUGUGGUUCGCGUGAAGCGUGUUAAGUUGCCUAAAGUAGCAGCAACAGCAGCACCAGCUCCUACUGAUAAAUCGAGAAAAACCGUUAACACAAAGCGCAUCAUGAGCAGUGAUUCAGAUACAGAGCAAGCAAGCACCUCGAAGCGGCGGCGACAGCAAAAUGCAAGCGAAAGUGACAGCAAUAGCGACGAUUCUGAUUACAAGGCAGAACAAGCCGAAGAGCAGGAAGCGGAAGAUGAAGAUGAAGGACAGAAGCAAUCCGACGAGGAAGCAGCUGGCCAGAGCAGUGACAGUGAGAUAAUGCCGCAGCGCAAGCGUCGCAGCUUUGCCGGCAAGAAAGACUCUGUCUCUGGGAACGAUUCUUCCGAUUUUGAGCCAGAUGAUAAAAAGAAAAAGAAGCGACGACGUAUUAAAAAGGAUUCCAGUGGCGAUAGCGAUGAUGGCGAUGAUGAGAAGAACAAAAAUAAGCGCAAGCAUAUACGGAAAAUUAUCAAGACUAAGGAUUUGGAUCUGAGCACCAAGGAAGCGGCCAAAGAGGAGGAUGAUCGACGUAAACGUAUUGAGGAGCGACAAAAGCUUUACAAUCGCAUCUUUGUCAAAUCGGAGAGUGUGGAGAUAAGCGAGCUCAUAUUGGACUUUGAUGAGAAAUCAAAAAAGGCGCUGCUGCAGGUGGACAAGGGCUUGCUUAAGAAGCUAAAGCCCCAUCAGGUGGCGGGUGUCCGGUUCAUGUGGGAGGCUUGCUUUGAAACUCUCAAGGAGAGCGAAAAAAGUCCAGGCUCCGGCUGCAUAUUGGCUCAUUGCAUGGGUCUGGGCAAGACCCUACAGGUUGUAACACUCUCCCACACGCUGUUGACCAAUUCACGACGCACUGGCGUGGAGCGUGUCCUGGUUAUUUCACCGCUCAGCACUGUUAACAAUUGGGCACGAGAGUUUGUGCAUUGGAUGGGCUUUGCACAUCGCAAGGAUAUUGAAAUAUAUGACAUUUCACGUUACAAGGACAAACCAACGCGUAUCUUCAAGCUAAACGAAUGGUAUGAGGAGGGUGGCGUCUGCAUACUUGGCUAUGAUAUGUAUCGUAUUUUGGCCAAUGAAAAGGCCAAGGGUUUGCGUAAAAAGCAGCGAGAACAAUUGCAACAGGCGCUAGUGGAUCCCGGACCGGAUAUGGUUGUCUGCGAUGAAGGACAUUUGUUGAAAAACGAGAAGACCUCCAUUAGCAAGGCGGUCACUCGUAUGCGCACCAAGCGACGCAUUGUGCUCACGGGCACGCCACUGCAGAAUAAUCUCAAAGAAUACUAUUGCAUGAUACAGUUUGUUAAGCCAAAUCUGCUGGGCACAUACAAGGAGUAUAUGAAUCGCUUUGUAAAUCCGAUUAGCAAUGGUCAGUAUACAGACUCCACAGAGCGUGACUUGCGUCUGAUGAAGCAUCGCUCGCACAUAUUGCACAAGUUGCUUGAAGGUUGCAUACAGCGUCGUGACUAUUCCGUGUUGGCUCCCUAUUUGCCACCAAAGCAUGAGUAUGUGGUGUACACUACGUUGUCGGAGUUGCAGCAGCAGCUUUAUGGUUAUUACAUGACUACGCAUCGUGAUCAAGGUAGCUCGGAUAUAUGCGGCAAGGGUGCACGGUUGUUUCAGGACUUUCAGGACUUGCGACGCAUCUGGACGCAUCCAAUGAACUUGCGCGUGAAUAGCGACAACGUAAUUGCCAAGCGUUUGUUAAGCAAUGAUGACUCAGAUAUAGAGGGUUUUAUAUGCGAUGAAUCUGACGAGGAAGAGGCAAUGUCCAAUUCAUCCGAAAGCGGCGAAUCGUUCAAGUCCGAUGCUAGCCUUACGUUGGUAAACACAAAUGCCGCAGGCGGCAGCAAAGCAAAGAGUCGCAAGACACGCAAUGGCGUGCGCUCUGGCUUAGUAGACAGCGAUUCCGAUGUGGAGUACUUGGCCGGUGCUGCAGCUGUGCAGAAAGAUGAUCCAUCUGAAUGGUGGAAGCCGUUUGUAGAGGAAAGAGAGCUCAACAAUGUUAAUCAUUCCCCCAAGUUGCUUAUGCUCUUGCGGCUGUUGCAACAGUGUGAGGCCAUUGGCGAUAAGCUGUUGGUCUUCUCGCAGUCGCUGCAAUCUCUGGACGUCAUAGAGCAUUUUCUCUCGCUUGUCGAUAGCAACACCAAGGGCUACGAGUUUGAGGGCGACGUGGGCAACUUUAAAGGGUGUUGGAGUCCUGGUGAGGACUACUUUCGCUUGGAUGGCUCUUGCAGUGUCGAGCAGCGCGAGGCGAUGUGCAAGAAGUUCAACAAUGCCACCAACUUACGUGCGCGUCUCUUUCUCAUCUCGACACGCGCUGGCGGUUUGGGCAUUAAUCUGGUGGCAGCCAAUCGUGUGGUUAUAUUUGAUGUCUCUUGGAAUCCUUCGCAUGAUACACAGAGCAUCUUUAGAGUAUAUCGCUUUGGCCAGGUGAAGCCUUGCUACAUAUAUCGACUCAUUGCCAUGGGCACCAUGGAACAAAAGGUUUAUGAGCGUCAGGUGGCAAAGCAGGCGACUGCCAAGCGCGUCAUCGAUGAGCAACAGAUCUCUAGGCAUUAUAAUCAAACAGAUUUGAUGGAAUUGUAUACAUAUGAGCUGAAGCCAAGCGUUGAGCGCGAGAUGCCGCUGCUGCCCAAAGAUCGCCUUUUUGCCGAGCUGCUUACCGAGCAUGAGAAGCUUAUAUUUAAAUAUCAUGAGCAUGAUUCAUUGCUGGAGCAAGAGGAGCAUGAGAAUCUAACUGAGGAGGAACGCAAGUCCGCUUGGGCCGAGUACGAGGCAGAAAAAACGCGCGCUGUGCAGGCCUCGCAGUAUAUGAGCUAUGACCGCAAUGCUUUUGGCACGCAGGUUGCCAGUCAAUUUGGCAAUGCCUCUGGCAGUGUAACUUCGAAUAAGAUCUUUGGCUUCCGUUCGGACAUACUCCUGCAGUUGCUUAACAUGAAAAUCUCCAAAGAUCAUCCAGAGCUCACUCAAAACCAGGUCAUACAGCUGGUGCCCAGCUAUUUGCAGCAGUUGUACAAUGAGAUGAACAAUGGUGAUCCCACCAUGUAUAAGGAUCUGCUACAGCUGCAUACGCACAUUGUGCAUCCCAGCGGCAUGUACAUGAAUCCUUUGCUGUAUGCCAACCAAAAUCCAUCGGCAGCCGGCUAUAAUCAAGCUUCAACUGGACAGACGGCUGCUGCGGGCGCGGCUGUACCUAGUGUGAGUGCGCAGGGAUUCGAGGCGGACAAGGUAUAUGAAAUUGAUUAGAUCUGACAUAUUUAAAUGUAUACCGGGGAGAUAUAUGACGUAUGUUUGAUGAACAGUGCGCACACAGUGACUGACAGGAAAAUUGAAAGGAUUACAAUUUAUAGACGCGCCUUGCCUAGAGCUACUGCGCGCAUAUCGAUUAAUGUCUUUUUAUCAUUUGGAAUUAUUUAUAGUUAAUUGAUGUCUUAUUAACAUUGAAGUCAACCCCUUGGUUUCGUCUUCAGCUAAAAAAUAAAAACACAUAAAUAUAGCCCAACCAUAAGUUUAUAAAAAGGUCUUAAGCCGAAAUAUGUUUUACACUUUCCUAAUACUUUUAGAAAUAACACUAGAUACCAUUAACGAUUUACAGAAACAUAUAAUGAGUUAUAUAUGUAUGUAUGUCUAGAUUUAUUAGCUACUAUACGCGAUCUUUUGCAAAGAUCUACAAAAAAAAUAAAUAAUAAAAAUCGAAGUACACAUCCAGCAAAAUAACAAUAAAUG